AUUUGCACCACAAUAAGGCCGGGGGUGCCCGUCGUCAUCAAGGCUGGGUAGGUUCAAAUAAGAAUAGGCAAUCCUUGAUGCGUGGGUCUGGGCGUGAAGUUACUAAGGGCGCGUUCAAUCAGGCGACCCUCACGAGGCACGGGAAAUUAAAGCCAGCUGUCGUUCCAACGUGUUUCUCUAGAUCUCUUCUGUGAUCCUUAACUUCCAAAAAAUGCAACGAAGUGGGUACUCGAGCUCAAUGCAACAGGUAGCACCCUACAGGGACACCCCUACGACAUACACUGGCAGUCCAAACCUGCAAGACAACAAUGACCCCGUAGCCACACACGCUCGUUCACCCUUUGACUCGUCGCACGAUCUCUCAUCGGAGCCAACGCUCAGGAAUUCUCCAACACAACAACCACUUGCAGGCCAGCCCACCUCAACCGUGACCUACAUGCCCGUUCCACAAUCAGGAUACCAGAACAUGGAGCCUCGCAACAGCGACUGGCUGGAGCAGACGCAGAAGGCGAGCAGGCGGUCAAGACUCAUCGUCAUUGGCUCGGUUACCACCCUUAUUAUCCUAAUCGCUGCCGGUAUCGCAGUUGGUGUCACGCUCUCGAAAAAGAGCACGAACAACAACAGCUCGAGUUCGAGCAGUAGCGUUCCAGCUGGGACGAACCCCAAUGAUCCGAGUAAUUUCCCGAAAAAUUCUGCUUUGGUCAAUUCAUUCUAUGGCAUCGCGUAUACGCCACUGGGCUCCCAGCUCCCGGACUGUGGCAAUAGUCUAACGGAGGUCAUUGAGGAUAUUCAGCUGUUGUCUCAGCUCACAUCUACUAUCCGUCUUUAUGGCUCUGACUGCAACCAGUCCUCCCUCGUCCUUGCCGCCAUUCAGGCUACGAAGGUCAACAUGUCUGUCUAUCUCGGCAACUACCCCGAUGCCACCGAUAAUGGGGCUGCGUACACACGCCAGAAAGGCGAAAUUCAAACCGCUCUUCAACAAUACGGUGGAUCCAACGUAGCCGGCAUCACAGUCGGCAAUGAAUUCAUCCUUGAUUACAUCACAUCACAGGGCCAGACGGAUCCUAACGGCUCCGCAGGACAGGCAGCCGCGGCGAUGUUGGUACCUUGGAUUAACGAUACUCGUUCAAUGUUGUCCUCGAUGGGUCUGAGUAAUAUCCUAGUCGGUAAUGCAGACGCUGGAAGUUAUUUCAAUAACGAAGUGCUAGCUGCUGUCGACUAUGGGAUGGCGAACGUUCACCCGUGGUUCGCCAAUCAAUCGAUUGCUAACGCUGCCGCAUGGACGGCCGAAUUCUUCAGCACCACAGAUGUCGCUCUUGCUCAAUCUCUUCCGAACAAACCGAAGAUGUUCAUUGCUGAAACUGGCUGGCCGACUGGUAGUUCUUCUUUCAAUGCUAACCCGAACGAUGGCCCUUCGCUCGCUUCGGUGGAAAACUUGCAGAUAUUUAUAAACGAUUUCGCAUGUCAAGCUACCAAAAACGGAACUGGAUACUUUUUCUUUGAGUACAGUGACGAGCCUUGGAAGAACGUGACGUAUGGUGGCGUAGAGGGAUACUGGGGCUUGUUCGACGCUAACAAAAACCUGAAAAACAUCACAAUCCCUACAUGCUAGUCUGUUCUUUCUCACUCGGACACAUACCCCAUGCGGACUCCAUAGCUAUAUAUCUAGAUCUCAGCCAUGGGAUUCUGUUCACCACUAGCCCUCUAUCCAUGCCAUUUUUUUUUCUGCAUGCGGCGGUGGAUGGGCUGGUGAUCUUGAUAGAACGCUCACUUCGAAAGGACUAUGUUAUGUUGCAUCUCUAUCUGCGAUUUCGUCGUCUAGCUUUGAUUGACUGACGUUUUUGAUGAUGUAUUUAAUACCCGUAUAGACUACUGAGCACUUAGCUCAUGGACAUGGACGGUGUUGGUUGAUAUGAAUUUAUAUGCCAUCCUUGGUCAUGGUGGUCGAACCGCUAACUAGGCUGUUCUUUUGAGUGGAGGAAAAUGUCGAGCUGUGUCGGCAGGGAUCUUGUAAACAAUUGAUAUUGAGAUCUUAAGCAUGAAAUGUUUGAUCGUUCUGGUGAA
Molecule: messenger RNA, 2064 nt
Organism: Suillus bovinus
Lineage: Eukaryota; Fungi; Basidiomycota; Agaricomycetes; Boletales; Suillaceae
Product: glycoside hydrolase family 17 protein
Exons: 17
Coding region: 212-1612 (466 amino acids)
Biological process (GO): carbohydrate metabolic process
Molecular function (GO): hydrolase activity, hydrolyzing O-glycosyl compounds
Source: RefSeq, a predicted model, not a curated record